Neurospora hispaniola is the source of this 990-nucleotide messenger RNA. RefSeq names its product NADP-dependent oxidoreductase domain-containing protein. The record is from RefSeq and is a predicted model, not a curated record. The transcript has 2 exons. Gene Ontology annotation, cellular component: cytoplasm. Bases 1 to 990 code for a protein of 329 amino acids. NCBI's taxonomy places the organism in Eukaryota, Fungi, Ascomycota, Sordariomycetes, Sordariales, Sordariaceae.
AUGCCUCAGCUCGUCGGAAAGCAAGUUGGUCCCACUGGCUACGGCCUCAUGGGCUUCUGCACCAAAAACCCUCCCACUCCCAAAGAGCAAGCCUUCAAGGCCAUGCGCGCUGCCCUUGAGUCUGGCGCCAACUUCUGGAACGCCGGUGAAUUCUACGGCUCGCCUGACUGGAACACUCAAAAGCUUCUGGCUGCCUACUUCAAGCAGUACCCCGAAGACGCUGAAAAGGUUGUCCUCUCGGUCAAGGGUGCCUUUCUCUUCCCGCAGAUGAUCCCCGACUGCUCGCCUGCGGGACUCAAGCGCUCCAUCGACGCCUGUCUCGCCGACCUGGACGGCACGCACAAGAUCGACAUCUUUGAGCCCGCCCGCAUCGACCCCAAGGUGCCGCUUGAGGAGACGCUCAAGUACCUCGAGGACGAGUACGUCAGCAAGGGCAUCAUUGGCGGCAUUGGUCUCUCUGAGGUUUCGGCCGCGACGAUCCGCAAGGCAGUCAAGAUCACCAAGAUCGCUGCCGUGGAAGUUGAGAUCUCCCUUUGGGCGACGCACACGCUGGAGAACGGCGUCGCUGAGGCUUGCGCCGAGUUUGGCAUCCCAUUGAUUGCUUACUCGCCCAUCGGCCAGGGCAUGCUCACGGGUCAGAUCAAGACGCUUGACGAUCUGGCCGCGGACGACUUCCGCAGGCACUACCCCCGGUUCUACCCCGAGAACUUCCAUUUGAACAUUCAGUUGGUUAGCGAGCUGAACGAGUUGGCCAAGAAGAAGGGAUACACGCCCGCGCAGUUGGCCAUCAACUGGGUCAAGUCGCUGAGCAAGAAGCCCGGUUACCCGACGGUUAUCCCGAUCCCUGGUGCGACUACCGCGGAGAGGGUCAAGGAGAAUAAUGUGGAUAUCGAGUUGACUAGCGAGGACCUGAAGAAGAUUGAUGAGACGUUGAAAAAGUUUGAGAUUGCCGGAAGGAGGUACCCUGAUGCUGUUCCUAUUGACGGCUGA